Molecule: messenger RNA, 732 nt
Organism: Fusarium sp. VM40
Lineage: Eukaryota; Fungi; Ascomycota; Sordariomycetes; Hypocreales; Nectriaceae
Source: the annotation of a GenBank genome assembly
AUGUCAAAUCCCUUGUCCGACAAAGACAAGCUUCGUUCUACUCUAAAGGUCAAGACCUGGUUUGGGUUCGAUCUGGACGACACUCUCCAUGAAUUCCGCAAAGCCAGCCGCACAGCAACAACCCACUGCCUCAGUCGCAUAGCCAGCGAGAAUCCUGGCAUAACACUCCAAGAACUCCAAGAACAAUACGGAAUAAUUCUUAAGCAAGGUACAGCAGAUGCAUUCACUGAUGGGAAAACUUCGCACGACUACCGAAGAGCUCGCUUUACUGCCACGCUGAGUCAUUUUGGUCUCAGUCACAACUCAGUCGAUGAACUACUAGAAGACUACGAACGCGUUCUUGUCGAGCAUCUAUCUCUCAAGCAGGGAGCUAUUGCUCUCUUGGAGGCUAUUAAGGCAUCUGACCGAAAGAUCGCAGUCAUUACAGAAGGCCCGCAAGAUGCCCAGGAGCGAGCCGUUCGAGAUCUAGGGAUCGACAAGUACAUUGACUUCCUGGCAACUACGAACUAUUUCGGAGUCGCCAAAGUAUCAGGCCUUUUCGCCAAGGUCCUGGAUCACCUGGAAAUCCAAGCUCAGGAUAUUGUGUACGUCGGCGACUCGCAGCCGCGUGAUAUCGAGCCUGCGACCAAGGAAGGCAUAUAUGCGAUUCACUUACACGAGGAUCAAACGGAGCCGCUUGUGCUGCACCCUCCUAGUGUCAACUCAUUGGAUGUCUUGUCUCGGCUGAUCUGA